UUCCAUCUGGCAGUCUGACUAAAUAACGAUGAAUAAGUUAAUUGGAAUAAUAGUUUUCUGUACAUUGGUUUUCAGUGUACAGAAUUCUAUGAUUGAAAGUGAUUCUGCAACACUGCCUAAGAUUGACGCGUGGUGGGGCCCAGAAGAUGGAAAAGCAAAUCAGGAUACCAGCAUCAGACCAUUUAAGAUUAAAUUUGAGGAGGAGAUGAUAACAGACCUCAGAUACCGUCUGAAGAACCACCGCCCUGUUACCCCUCCACUAGAAGGCUCAAACUUCACAUACGGCUUCAACACCAACAAUUUGGAAAACUGGGUUAACUAUUGGGCUGAUUCCUACAACUUCACAGCUCGGGAAGAGUUUAUGAACCAAUUCCCGCAUUUCAAGACUAACAUCCAAGGCCUUGAUAUUCACUUCAUGAGGAUCAAACCUGAGGUUCCUGAAGGUGUGGAAGUGAUCCCACUCCUGAUAUCGCACGGAUGGCCCGGUUCCUUCCUAGAGUUUUACAAAGCUGCUCCUUUAAUAUCUGAAGCUUACGAGAAAACUGGUUUCGCUGUUGAAAUUAUAGUACCAAGCUUGCCUGGAUUUGGAUUUUCUAGCGGAGCAGUUCGACAAGGAUUAGGUGCUUCUGAAAUAGCAGUAGUAUUCAGAAAUCUGAUGCACAGAAUUGGUCACAAGACUUUCUAUAUCCAAGGUGGAGAUUGGGGAUCUGUUAUUUGCGCAAGUCUCUCCACUUUAUUCCCCGAUGAGGUUUUAGGUUUCCAUUCGAACUUCGCAGUGUCAUAUGCGAUAGGAACAUGGGCAACUUGGUUCGGUGGUUUCCCAAACAAAGCUUUCCAAGACUUGAUUGUUCAGCCAUCGAUGGCGAACAGACUGUUUCCUCUUGCUACAGUAUUUUUGGGCACUGUAGCUGAAUCUGGGUACAUGCAUUUACAAGCUACUAAGCCUGAUACGUUAGGUGUCGCUUUCUCGGACAGUCCAUCAGGUCUUCUCGCCUACAUCCUGCAGACAGUCUCUGGCGCUAUUCGGAGCACCAACAAGAACAGGGAAGAUGGCGGUCUCUACGACUAUUUCACUCAGGACGAACUAAUUGAUAAUUUAAUGGUUUAUUGGAUGAACAACGCCUUUACGACUUCCAUCAGAAUCUAUGCUGAGUCUUUGAAUACAAGGAAUGUUAAUGCAGGAGUACACUCAAUAAAAACUACAGUACCAUACUGGUCUCUUCAAGCUCUGAAUGAGCUAAGAUACUUGUCUCCGGCUAUGUUGAAACAGAAGUUCCCCAACCUUCUGAACCAGACUAUCUUGGAUGAUGGAGGGCAUUUCUUGGCUUGGGAGCUUCCUGAAGUAUUCUCCGAGAGCGUACUCACUGCCAUCACGGAAUUCAAGAAAGUACAAAGCAAUAGGAUCUGCAAAGUUGAAUUGUAAAGAUUUU
Trichoplusia ni (cabbage looper) is the source of this 1430-nucleotide messenger RNA. Its product is annotated as juvenile hormone epoxide hydrolase-like. Gene Ontology annotation, biological process: epoxide metabolic process. The record is from RefSeq and is a predicted model, not a curated record. Gene Ontology annotation, molecular function: epoxide hydrolase activity. Lineage: Eukaryota; Metazoa; Arthropoda; Insecta; Lepidoptera; Noctuidae. The coding region runs from base 29 to 1423 and encodes 464 amino acids. The transcript is spliced from 7 exons.